This is a messenger RNA of Adineta steineri, 3291 nucleotides long. Lineage: Eukaryota; Metazoa; Rotifera; Eurotatoria; Adinetida; Adinetidae. The record is from the annotation of a GenBank genome assembly.
AUGUCAUCAACACGAACUGCUCCACGAACAUCAACAAUUAAUAAAACAUCAUCAAAUCCACAUCAUACAAAUGGUUCAACUAGUUCCUAUGAUAUGAAUGAUGCAAAUGUUACUCCUAGCAAUACAUCUGAAUUUGAUUCAAAUCUACAAAGAUCAGUUUUGAUAAAAAAUGCUUCUCAACCUGAUGGUAUAUAUCGAAAUGCUCGACUUAUUCAUGCAGUAACUACUGGUUUAGUGGGUCAACCAGUUGUUAUUCAAACAAGUGAACAAGAACGUUUUCAUGGCAUACUUGAAACAAUAUCACCAAAUGGUGAUGUUCUAUUAUCAGUUGCUCAUCGAAUAGAUAAUAAUAAUGAUAUUAUGAAAUUAUCAACAUCACUUAUUGAUCUUUUCGAUACAAUGGAUAGUUCAAUACAAACAUUUGAAUUACAAAAACGUGUUAUUUCAUCAUCAAUUAUUGUUGAAAUGAUUGCUAUUGAUGUUGAUUUAUCUGGUAAUGGAAAAUGUAUGCUUGAAGAAACUCCUAAAGUAUCUCAAUUAGAAGAUGAACGUUUUAAUCGUAUGCAACAUUUUUAUGGAACAGAUGAAAUUGAUCCAGAUACAAUAGAAGAUCUUGAAAUUGGUGACGAUGGAAAAGCUGGUUAUGAUCCAGAAGAUAUGUUUCAUACAAAUCGAGAAAAAUUUAAUACAACAACUGAUUUUGAUGAAACAAAAUAUACUAAUGUACCUAUUCGUCAAUUGACAGUUGAUGAACAAGCUGAUGUUGAUAAGAAAGCUAUGGAAAUUGAAAAAGGAAUUAUAACUGAAGAUAUUGAUGAGGAUGAUGCUGGUGUAAAACGUCCAUCUGAAUUUAAUCAAACACAAAAUAUCGACGAUGGAAAUAGUAAUAUUAAAACUAAUCAACCAUCACGUAUACAUACAAAUAAUCGAUCAGAUUUUCGUUAUGAUACAGAAUAUGUUCCAAAACGUGGUAAUUGGCGUGACCAACGAGGUGGUGGUAAUAAUCGACGUGGUGGUGGUCCAAAUAAUUAUCCAGUAAAUAAUUCUAAGCAAAAUCAACGUUCAGAACAAACACAAUAUAUAUCAUCACGUUCAUCUGAACAAUUAUCAACAAAUCGUCAACAACCUUAUAAAUCACGAAAUAAUCGUUAUGUAGAUAAUUCUUCACCACAUGAAGGACGUGAUUCACCAUUAAAAAUAACAAAUGAUGAAGCAACACGUGGUCAAAGAAUUAAUAGUGGUAGUUUUUCUCAAGGACAAAAUUCAGGUCCAACAAGUCCAUCAACAGCACUACCAGCACGUUCAGUUUAUUCAGCUAAUAGAGGAUCAUUAAUUGGUAGAAAUUCACCAGCACCAUAUACUGGUAGUUCAUCAUCACGAAAUAAUUCAACAACAGCAACAUCGCCACCGCCAUCGGCAACAGGAGCAGCACCAUAUCAAACAAAUUCAACUGGAACAGGAAAUUAUUCACAACAAUCAAAUAAUAAAAUGGUCAAAAAACAAUCACGCAAUGAACAACAAUCAACAAAUGAUGAAAAUGACCAACCAAAACAACAACGUAAUCAACAACAAACUUCUACAAAUAAUCAACCAAAUACAGUUCCACUAAAUCGCCCAUCACAUUUACAUACUCAACAAAUAAAACAUCCACAGCAACAACAACAACAACAAUCAUCAUCAAAUAAUAGUGUUCCACCUCCAUUGACACUUUCAAAUCAAGACGAUCAUUCAUCUAGUCAUGAACCAAUAAAUUCAAAUCAAUCAGAUCCUACAUUGCAUAUAGCAAAUACACCUGUUUAUUCACAACAAGCAGCAGCAUCUGCUAAUACAAAAGCAAAUUCAGGAUUAAAUCCAGAAGCUGAUGAAUUUGUUCCUGUAUUUUCGCGAGAAAGUAGUUCUCGACCUGAAUCUCGUGGAGCAUCGACAAGUGCAAUGCAAAUGCCAACAUUUAUAUCACAUCCUCAUCCACAAGCAAUUCAUCUCUUACAACAACAACAGCAACAACAGCAGCAGCAGCAGCAACAACUACAACAACAACAACAAAAUCAGCCACAACAACCAUCAAUGAUACCACAAACACAUCCACCAAAUGCUGCAGCACUCUAUCAACAUUAUUAUCAAGCACCUUAUCAAAAUAUGCAACAAUUUGUUAAUGCUACACCACAACAGAUGAAUGCAGGUAUGAUGAGUGCACCAAUGAUGCCACCACAAACACAACAAUUAGCUGGUAAUGGACCGAAUACAAAUAAUGCAAAUAAUGUAGGUACAGGUGGUAUGACAACACCUAAUAGUGGUUCUGGUCCAACAUAUAAAACAAAUAAUAACCCAGCACAUAGUGGAGAUACUGGAAAUAGCGGUAUUAAUAAUAUUCCACCGAAAAAAGCUGUUGUAUCUGUUCAACGUCCUGAACAAUCGAAUAUACCUCAACAGCAAUCAGUGGCUGGUGGUCCACAAAUGGUAUUUCAAAAUGCUCCACUUCGAUAUUAUCAAUCUGAAUAUAUUCCGCAACAAGGAACUGGACAAUCCAUGCAAUUGCAACAAAUACCAUUCUAUUAUACAGCGGGUGGUUUAAUUCAAGCAGCUGCAGCACCUGGUGUCGGUCAACCACAAAAUAUAAUGAUUCCAUCGGGUAGUUCAUCAACUGGACCAGGUGUAGCAGCUCCACCUUCUUUAUAUUAUCCAGGAGUAUAUCCAGAUCCACGAAUGUAUAGUGUGUAUCCAUCAGCAGCAUCUGUUAAUCCAGGUGGUGUAAAUGCUAAUUGGCAAUUAACACGUUCACCUCCUCAUCAACAACAACAGCAACAACAACAACAACAACAAUCAAAUGAACAACAACAACAACGAGGUUAUGGUGGUGGACAAAAUGUUGUAUCUCAAGCACCACUACCAGCAGGUGCACAAAAUCCUGGUGGUGGUGGUGGUGGUAAUGGUGGCCGAUCGGCAUCAACAUCAGGCCCAGCAGGUCAGACUGGUACUAGUAGUGGUGGUCCACCAAUGACACCACAAUAUGCAUUGAAUGGAAAUGUACCAGCAACGUAUGCAUAUGGACCACCAGCUGCAUGGUAUCCUGCUCAACCACAAGUUUCAUCACCACAAACAAAUAUGCCACCUCAAAUUAAUACAUAUGGUAUGAUGUUUGAUCCAUCUCAACAAGCACCACUACAACAACCAACAUAUGUACAUCAAAAUUCAUACGAAACUGCCUAUUUUCAACCAGCACAACAACAACAACAACAACAACCUCCACAGCAAGGCUUAGACACAGUGCCACCGGGUAGUUAUAAUCGCUAA